Messenger RNA from Ceratitis capitata (Mediterranean fruit fly), 1143 nucleotides. RefSeq names its product protein BCCIP homolog. The coding region runs from base 161 to 1051 and encodes 296 amino acids. The transcript has 3 exons. The record is from RefSeq and is a predicted model, not a curated record. NCBI's taxonomy places the organism in Eukaryota, Metazoa, Arthropoda, Insecta, Diptera, Tephritidae. Gene Ontology annotation, cellular component: nucleus.
CAAUCUCCGAAAUUAUCUUCAUAUGCAACACUGAGUUGACUGUGUUCACUGCGGCAAAAAUGUAGCAACACGUGCAUUUCCAUCAGCUGAUUAAAGUUUGUUAGGGCAGCAAGAGUAAAAUAAACAAUUAACUUAAUCUAGGUUUUCUUUACGAUUGGAAAUGUCUGCUAAUAAAAAGAAAAACCUAAAUGCCAUGGAAGAAGAUCCAGCUGGCGAUGAGUCUGAAAGUUCAAGUGAAGACGACGAUGAUGAACCACAUCCCGACGCCUAUACCGGUAACGAGGAAGUCGAAAUCGAUUUUGAAGGACGCGCGCCCAGUGAUCCCGACUGUCAUGGAAUUUCCCAACUGCUACAACGUGUAUUCCUGCGAGCGCCGAUCAACACUGUGCAAAUGGCAGAUUUAAUAAUUGGUCAGAACUAUGUAGGAAGUGUAAUUUGCCAAUGCGAAUUGGAUGGUGCAGAGAGUGAUAUGGAUGAUGACAUGGUGGAGGAGGGAACAAUAUUUGGUAUUACGACUGUUAUCAAUAUGACAGCCAAAAAAGACAUUGCUUGCAUAGAACAAUUACGUGGAUAUAUAAUACAACGUGCGGAGAAACAUGCUACAGACGCUGUCUUAACACAUUUUCGCGAUGUGCUAGGAAACGAAGGACGACCAGUGGGCUUUCUCAUCAACGAACGUUUUAUAAAUAUACCAGCGCAAAUUUCAAUUCCACUGCUAGAAAAUUUACAUAAGGAAGUGCAAACGGCUAAACAGAAGGGAAUGAAGUUUAAUUUUAGUUACUUUAUUAUGAUUGUAAAAAUAUAUCGCAAAGAGGCACGUAAGGGCAAACCUGUUGAGGAUACAUACACUAAUGCUGAAGAGGAGGUGAUUUGCGCUAAAGCUGUUAAUUCCUUUGAAUAUUCUGUAGUGGAUGAAUGUGAUGUUGGCAUGAGCGGAGAUUGGCUGGAAGGGGAUGCUACGCUAACACCUUAUCGUAAAGUUAUUUUGCUUGACGCAAAAGAACUACCACAAUUAAUUGACGAUAUACGUAACUAUAUAACUGGAGUGUAAAUAAUUUGUAAAUAUAUGAAUGUCCGAAUAGGUGUAUGUGAUAAAUGUGGUUUCUCUUUGCAAUUCAUUAAAAUCAUUCUAAAUCAGAAAAA